CUCUUCUUCAUAUCGUUGCUCAGCUCGUCUUGGUCUAUACCCACCGCUGUGUGUUGUCCCUCUCCGACGAGCAAUUGUUCAGUUUAUUUUAGUAUUUAAGGAAAAUGGUGAAGAUCUGUUGCAUUGGAGCCGGUUAUGUGGGUGGGCCUACAAUGGCAGUUAUUGCCUUGAACAUCUAUGAUCCACAGGUCACUGAGGACCAGAUCCAGAGGGACCUUACAAUGAACAAGUUUGACUGGGACCAUCCUCUACAUCUUCAGCCCAUGAGUCCCACCACCGUUAAGCAAGUGAGUGUGGUUUGGAAUGCCUAUGAAGCAACAAAAGAUGCCCAUGGAAUCUGUAUUCUGACGGAGUGGGAUGAGUUCAAGACCCUGGAUUUCCAAAGGAUAUAUGACAACAUGCAGAAACCAGCUUUUGUUUUUGACGGAAGGAACAUUGCGAAUGUUGAUAAGCUGAGGGAGAUUGGUUUCAUUGUUUACUCAAUUGGUAAGCCACUCGAUCCAUGGCUCAAGGACAUGCCUGCAGUGGCAUAAAUAUGAUCACAAAUCCAAUGGUUCGUGUUGGCUUUUAAUUUGAUUCUUUAUUAUUUUUUCUUAAUGGGAUUAUGUUGCUUCUUGCUUUCCCAUACUAGUACUAGUCAGGAUAACUGGACUCACCAUGAUGGUGAGAGCAAGAGGCUGUGUUUUGCCUUCUGUUGUUAUAUUUGAUGAUAUCGCCAACUCUUGUACUAGUUUGUUAGAGAACUUGGAUAAAAUAUCAUUAAUUUU
Molecule: messenger RNA, 767 nt
Organism: Rubroshorea leprosula
Lineage: Eukaryota; Viridiplantae; Streptophyta; Magnoliopsida; Malvales; Dipterocarpaceae
Source: the annotation of a GenBank genome assembly